This is a messenger RNA of Rhinichthys klamathensis goyatoka, 3480 nucleotides long. RefSeq names its product finTRIM family, member 87 (gene ftr87). The transcript is spliced from 15 exons. The record is from RefSeq and is a predicted model, not a curated record. Lineage: Eukaryota; Metazoa; Chordata; Actinopteri; Cypriniformes; Leuciscidae. Gene Ontology annotation, molecular function: zinc ion binding; protein binding.
AUGCUCAGUUGUGUGAGAGCAGCUGUUCCGCCCCUCCCCCUCAUGUCAGACUCUGGUCACAUGACUCACUUCCUGCAUAAACACAGCUUCCCUGGGCUUCGUUCUGCUACUGGGGCUGGACGGCAAGAAUCCUUUCAAAAUGGCGCAAGCUGGGGUUUUCCUGGAGCAUGACCAGUUCAACUGUUCUAUAUGCCUGGAUGUCCUAAAGGACCCUGUGACUAUUCCAUGUGGGCACAGCUAUUGUAAAGGCUGCAUUAAAGGCUACUGGGACCAGGACGACUAUCUGGGGAUCUAUGGCUGUCCUCAAUGCAGGCAGAGCUUCGCUCCCAGACCUUUGCUGGGCAGGAACACAAUGCUGGCUGAUGUGGUGGAGAAACUGAAGAAGACAGGACUGCAUGCUGGGCCGACCCCGUCCGAUCCCACCCAAGCUGAACCUGGAGAUGUUGAGUGUGAUGUGUGCUCUGGGAAGAAAAACAAAGCCUUUAAAUCCUGCCUGGUCUGUCUGGCGUCUUACUGCGAGACUCACCUUCAACCUCACUUCGAGUCUCCUGCCUUCCAGAAACACAAGCUGGUUUCUCCUUCAAAGAAGAUGCAAGAACAGCUCUGCUCUCGGCAUGAUAAACUACUAGAGGUGUUUUGCCGCACAGAUCAGCAAUGUAUUUGUUACCUUUGUUUGACGGAUGAACACAAAGGACAUGACACUGUUCUAGCUACAGCAGAGAUGAAUGAGAAAAAGAAUGCUCUGGCGGAGAUGCAGAUGAUUUCCCAGCAGAGGAUUCAGGAGCGAGAGAAGGAGCUGGCAGACCUGAGACAGGCUACACAGACGCUCACUCUCUCCGCACAGUCAGCCCUUGAGGAGAGCGAGCGCAUCUUCACAGAGCUGGUGUGCUCUAUAGAGCGACGGCGCGCUGAAGUGAAGGAGCUGAUCCGGGGUCAGGAGAGGGCGGCAGUGAGCCAGGCUGAAGCGCUUCUUCAACAACUGGAGCAGGAGAUAACAGAGCUGAAGAAAAGACACCGUGAAUUAGGAGAGCUCUCGCAAACAGAGGACCAUAUCGCCUUCCUUCAGAACUGCAAGUCUCUGUGUGCUCAGCCUGUUCCCGUAGACUUGCCAAACAUUACCUGUGACCCAAACUUUGGAACAGUGAUGGCGGUGGUGACAGAGUUUCAGGCUCUCCUCGAGGACGUCUGUCAGGGGGGAUUUGUCAAUAUCUCAGAGAAAGUGAGUGAUGUUACUGUUAUUCAGAGCACUAAACCAAAGACAGAUUCAGACUCAAAUGAAGCUUUAGCACCGUUGUUUGGCCAGCCUGUACAGAUCCCUUUUACCGUCAGCGUCCCGACGAUUGGUGUGUUUCCAUUCUCGUCAUUUGGAUCGAGAACACAAGGUCCUCGUCAGAGACUACAGCCACGUAGGAGACGAAGGUAUCUGUCAGGGAAAAUGGCAGGAACAAAUAUCUCUGUCGAUAAGGACCAAUUCUGUUGCUCGGUGUGCUUGGAAGUGCUGUGGGAGCCGGUCACUAUUCCCUGCGGACAUAGUUACUGUAUGGAGUGUAUUAAAGGUUACUGGAGGAAAUGCGAGUUAAAAGAGGAAUACAGCUGCCCUCAGUGUCGACGCACCUUCAGCCCCAGACCUGCGCUGUCGAAAAACACCAUGCUGGCUGAUAUAGUGGAACAACUGAGGAGAACCGCCGUUCAAGAUCCUGGUGCGAAGGCAGAGAAUGUGGAGUGUGAUGUUUGCACUGGGAAGAAACACAGAGCUGUUAAGUUCUGUGUGAAAUGUCAGACGUUAUACUGCGAAAUUCACUUGAAGCUUCACAGUGAAAGGAAUCGCGGAAGAAUGCAUCCACUUAUUGAAGUGACAAAACAAGCGCAGAAAACAAUCUGUUCGCGGCACAAUAAAUUGCGGGAUGUUUACUGUCGCACAGACCAACAAUGCAUUUGUAGUUCGUGCUUAAAAGACGGACAUAAGGGGCACAGCGUGGUGUCGGUGAUGGAGGAGAGGACGGAAAAACAGAAACAUCUUGAGGAAGCGUGGAAGAAGUCAAAACAGAGGUGCAAGGAAUGAGAAAAGGAACUCAGAGACAUUGUGAAAUACGUCAAGCGUUCUGCACAAGCGUUUGAGGAGGACAGUGAAAAGAUCUUCAUCCGACUGCUGCGCACCGUUGAAAAGAAGCAUUCGGAGGUGAAAGAGCAGAUCAGAGGUGAGGAGAGGACAGCUCUCGGCCAGACGGAGAAGCUUCUAGAACGACUGAGUCAACAGAUGGUUGAACAAAGAAGAGGAGAGGCCGAGCUAGAGGCGCUCUCAAACACUGAGGAUCAUAUCCAUUUCCUACAGAACUAUAAGAUGCUCUGUGCUCCACCUGACACUGGAGGUCGGCCCAGCAUUGAUGUCCAUCCGUACUUUCCUUUGCUGAUAUUGAGAAAAGCUCUGACAGAGCUGAGAGAUAAAGUCAGCGAGGUCUGUGACAGAGAAUCGACAAAGAUCUCAGAAUUAGUUGAUGAGCACGAUCAGUCAGCUGAAAACUCCCCGAGUUGUCCGUUGAACACUGAAACAGCCCAUAGACAUUUACAACAGACUGAGGCGAGGACCAGAGGAGACUUCUUACAAUACUGCUGUGAUUUGACAUUAGACCCAAACACCGCCAACUUUUUCCUCCGUCUUUCUGGAGAUCACACCGAGGUCACGACGGUCCACGAGCCUCAGCCGUACCCGGAUCACCCAGAGCGCUUCAGCAGCUGGGCUCAGGUCCUGUGCACUGAAGCUCUGUCUGGAUGCGGAUACUGGGAGGUGGAGUGGGGAGGUGCUGGAGGAGCUUCUAUUGGAGUUUCCUACAAAUCAAUUCCCAGAACUGGAGGGAAUAUGGACCGAAAACUGGGAUGCAACUCAAAAUCGUGGAGUUUAGAUUUCUCCGAUUGUCUUUGUUUGUUCCGGCACAGUAAGUUUAGUGUAGAAAUACACACUCCAACAGCACACAGAGUCGGCGUGUAUCUCGAUCGCGGCGCUGGAACUCUUGCGUUUUAUAGCGUUUCUCUGGCAGAUAAUACCAUGUUUUUGCUGCAUCGAGAGCAGACUAUGUUUACCCAACCUCUCUACCCUGGUUUCUGGGUUGGACUGGGGUCCACUUUGAAACUCUGUCGAACUUUCAGCUUCUCAGCUUAGUAAUGCAUUCUGUGCUCUCAUUUUGUUUAACAGACAGUUCACCCACAAAUCAAAAGCAUGUCAUUGUUCACUCACCUUCAUGUUGUUUGUUUUCUUCCAGUGGCUCGUUAUUGUAAAACCGGCCGCCCAUGCAACCGUUAUGAAAAGGAGCACUCUGACCACAAUAUAUCUUUGUUACAUUUUAGAUUUCAUUUUUGGGUGAACUAACCCUUUAAAUAAAGAAUAAUAGUUAAAAUAUAAAGAAUGAAUAUAAUGGAAACUUGUAAAACCAGGACAGGAAUAAAGAGCAUACAAAUAAAGAGUCAAUACAGUGAGUUUGUUAA